Trametes versicolor FP-101664 SS1 is the source of this 1617-nucleotide messenger RNA. Its product is annotated as DUF1212-domain-containing protein. Gene Ontology annotation, biological process: transmembrane transport. The transcript is spliced from 6 exons. NCBI's taxonomy places the organism in Eukaryota, Fungi, Basidiomycota, Agaricomycetes, Polyporales, Polyporaceae. The record is from RefSeq and is a predicted model, not a curated record. Gene Ontology annotation, molecular function: transmembrane transporter activity. The coding region runs from base 1 to 1617 and encodes 538 amino acids.
AUGAACCGCUUCGACUCAUACAUGUCGAACGAUUCGCAGGUGGUCGAUCCGGAUGACCCGACCGUCACUGGAGAACGCAAGAACAACCUCGACGAUCCGGAGGACCUGGAGAAGGCUUGUAUGAAGACGAUGAACUACAAGGCUCGUCGCAAGCUGCGCCAGCGUAUCCGGAUCGAGUUCAACAUUACAUCCGUGUUGAAUCGCCAGAAGUUCCUCAUGCGUCUCGCCAAAGCGUUGAUGACUUUCGGAGCACCCUCGCAUCGUAUCGAGUCCCAGCUUCUCUCAGCGGCUCGGAUCCUCGAGGUCGACGCCGAGUUCAUCCACAUCCCCGGUGUCAUCAUCUGCUCGUUCGGAGACCAGGAGACGAAGACGUCGGAAAUGCAUUUCGUCAAGUGCGGCGGUCGACUCUCUCUCGGCAGCCUUCAUGAGGUCCAUCAGAUCUACCGGCAGGUCGUCCACGACGAGAUCAGCGCGAGGAAAGCCACGGUGAAGCUCGAAGCCUUGAUGGCUGCGAAGCCUCUCUAUGGCGCGAUUGUCCGCUGCAGCUUGGCCUUCUGUCUCUCAGGGCUCAUCUGCGUACUGGCCUUCGGAGGCUCGUUCGUGGAUAUGUGGAUCGCCGGUAUCGGUGCUACGUUCCUUUGCCUCAUGCAGAUUGGCGUCGCGACCAAGAGUCAGCUGUAUGCGAACGUGUUCGAGAUUUCGGUGACGAUCAUCAUCUCUUUCGCUGCUCGCGGACUGAGUAGCAUUCGGAGCCAAAUCUUUUGCUACACCGCGAUCUCUUCUGCAGGCAUCGUCGGCAUCCUGCCGGGCUAUCUUAUCCUGAGUAGCUCGCUCGAGCUGGCGUCCAAAAAUAUCGUUUGCGGGAGCGUGAAGAUGGUAUAUGCGCUCAUUUACACGCUGUUCCUUGGUUUCGGACUUCAGAUCGGCUCAGACCUGUAUUUGCUCUUCGACCAAGGAGCACGCCAGAACCUGGCCGCACUGGCGGCUCGGAUGAUGACGGCCGCAACCAUUACCGGCACCUUCGUCUCCGACAACGGGACGUUCGCGAACAUCAACCACGGCGCGCCGCUCGAGGGCACGUUCACGUUCGUGAGCGGCGCGCCGUUCGUGCAGGAGCACAUCAUCGACGGCUGCUACCGCCCGCCGACGUUCCCGUGGUACCUGCAGCCGUUCCCGUGGUGGACGCAGUUCAUCAUCGUGCCGACGUUCUCGAUCAUGUCCUCGCUCGCGAACCUGCAGCCGCUCUGGACGGUCGAGCUCGUCGUCAUGGUCGUCAUCUCGUGCGUCUCGUACGCGGCGAACAAGGUCGCGAACCACUUCAUUUUUAACCGCUCCGACGUCGUCUCCGCCAUCGGGGCCUUCGCGGUCGGCCUGCUCGGGAACAUCUACUCGCGCAAGAUGGGCGGCACGGCGUUCACGUCCAUGGUCACCGGCGUGCUGUUCCUCGUGCCUUCUGGUUUGUCCCAGGCGGGAGGUAUCACCGCCCAGGGGAACGGCAUCGACAUUGGAGGAGCGAUGAUUGCGGUCACGAUCGGUAUCACCGUCGGGUUGUUCAUGAGCCAGGCCCUCGUCUAUAUGUUCGGCUCGCGCAAGAACGCCGCGAUCUUCUCGUUCUAG